Messenger RNA from Pneumocystis jirovecii RU7, 2004 nucleotides. Its product is annotated as rRNA-binding ribosome biosynthesis protein UTP25. The transcript has 9 exons. Gene Ontology annotation, biological process: maturation of SSU-rRNA from tricistronic rRNA transcript (SSU-rRNA, 5.8S rRNA, LSU-rRNA). The record is from RefSeq and is a predicted model, not a curated record. The coding region runs from base 1 to 2004 and encodes 667 amino acids. Gene Ontology annotation, cellular component: nucleolus; small-subunit processome. Lineage: Eukaryota; Fungi; Ascomycota; Pneumocystomycetes; Pneumocystales; Pneumocystaceae. Gene Ontology annotation, molecular function: rRNA binding; U3 snoRNA binding.
AUGAAAACUAAAAAAGAAUCAAAAGUGUCAAAUAUUUUAUCAAAAAGAAAUAUUUAUAUAAAUAAAUCUCAAAAUGCAAAACAUUUAGAUAUUAAAAAAAACGCAGAAGCAGAUAAACACAAUUUUACAACAUCCAAGGCUUUCGAAAUUCUUAUAAAUUUACUAGAACCUGAAAAACAUGAACAAAAAAAAGUAACAAAUAAAAAUAACAAAGAAAAAAGAAAAAUUAGCAACUUAAUAUAUGAAGAUAUAAAAGAACAAAAUAAAAUUCAGAAGUUAAACAAGAAAGUUAUUUCCCAAUCUAACUUAGAAAGUAGCGAUUCUGAUAUUUGUGAAAAUAAUAUUGAUCCAUUUUACCAUCAUUAUCAAUCUCCAGAUGAAGAAAAACUAAAUUCAUUUGUAGAAAAAGCGGCUAAAAAUAAAUGGAUAAUAGAAAAAAAAGAAAUAAUAGAAAUAGGAAAGUUAGUUCAAUAUAGACUUUCAGAAACAGAUAAUUUUGGGAUUAAACUUAAAAUUUUAACCCCAGAUAUUAACAAUUUCAAGAUAAAAAAAAGUUUAAAAGAAUCAUUUUUUAAAUACCAAUCAAUAUAUCAUGAAUCAAAUACUUUAACAAAUAUACAAAACAUUUCAAUAACUCCAAUAUUUUUAUAUCAAGAUUUUCUAUUUACUUAUUUAAACUAUAACAACAAAAAGGAAUUAAGGUCUUUAUAUACUUUGCAUAUUUUGAAUCAUAUAUAUAAAACUCGACAUUAUAUAUUAAAAAAUAAUGAAAAAUUAAAUCAUUCUCAAAAUCCAGAAAUAGAAUAUAGAGAUCAGGGAUUUACAAGGCCAAAAAUUUUAAUUUUACUUCCAACAAAAAAUUCAUGCCUUGAAGUUGUACAAACUAUUAUUAAUAUAUCUAAAACAGAACAACAAGAAAAUAAAAAGCGAUUCAUUGAUGAAUAUUCUAUAGAACUUGACAAUAUAAAUCAAUCUAAGCCCGCUGAUUAUAAAGAUUUAUUUAUUGGAAAUACCGAUGAUAUAUUUCGACUAGGAAUAAAAAUUACUAGAAAAACAUUAAAAAUAUUCUCAGAAUUUUAUAACUCAGAUAUAAUUCUUGCAAGUCCACUGGGACUACGUCUGUUAAUAGACGAAAAAGGCAAAAAAAAAAACCGAGAUUAUUUAUCGUCAAUCGAAAUAACUAUUAUUGAUAAUGCGAAUGCUUUACAAAUGCAAAAUUGGGAACAUGUUUCAUACAUUUUUGACAAUUUAAAUGUGUUACCUAAUGAAGCUCAUGAAUGUAAUUUUAGCAGGGUUAGAAACUGGUAUUUAGAUGGAAAUUCCAAAUUCCUACGUCAAACCCUUAUUUUUGCACAAUAUCUAACUCCCGAAAUAAAUUCAUUAUUUAUAAAUUAUCUUUUUAAUAUUAGUGGAAAAAAUAAAAUCAAACAAACUUACAAGGGGUCUAUUGAAGAUGUAGGAUAUAAAAUAAAACAGAUAUUUCUACGAUUACAUUCAUCCGAUCCAUCUAUAGAUCCAGACACGAAGUUUUCAUAUUUUAAAACAUCUAUACUACCAAAUAUCGUAAGAUCGGAAGGAAACGGAUUCCUUAUUUUUAUACCAUCGUAUUUCGACUUCGUUAGAAUACGUAACUAUUUAAACAAAGAAGAAGUAUCUUUUACUUUUAUAUCUGAAUACUCUUCAAAUUCCGAAGUAUCAAAAGCAAGAUCAUAUUUUAAUACGGGUAAUAAGAAGAUUUUACUAUAUACAGAGCGCGCACAUUAUUACCGAAGGUACAACAUAAAAGGAGUAAACACUCUUAUAUUUUAUUCAUUGCCGGAAAACUCUCUUUUUUAUCCAGAAUUAAUUGGAUUCAUGCUUGAAACACAAAAAGGAAAAAACUGCAAUAAACAUAGUAAAGUAUUAUUUUCGAAAUGGGAUGCCUUAAAAUUAGAAAGAAUUAUUGGAUCAAAAAGAAUUAACUUAAUGUGUCAUGGAGCUAAUGAUAUUUUUGCAUUUCUGUAA